Cydia amplana is the source of this 1197-nucleotide messenger RNA. RefSeq lists its product as uncharacterized. NCBI's taxonomy places the organism in Eukaryota, Metazoa, Arthropoda, Insecta, Lepidoptera, Tortricidae. The coding region runs from base 78 to 1139 and encodes 353 amino acids. The record is from RefSeq and is a predicted model, not a curated record. The transcript has 6 exons.
GUAUAAUUUUAUUAUAAUUGUAUGACACUUGUUAAAAAAUUAAUGCUAAAAACGCAAAUGUACGUAACCAAAUCAUAAUGAAGAUUUUCGUUGCAUUGUUGAUUGUUGGUGUAUUUGGAGCCCUAGGGCGCCGCUCGGACAUAGACAUCAACAGAAUUAAACAAAUAUCAAAUCAAGUACCGCUGAAUCCCGAACAUAUACAAGAAAACGAUAGGCUAAUUUUAAGAAGCAAUGAUUAUGACGAUCAUAGCAGCUGGUACCAGCACGCGCCGGCGCUACCCCCUCCUCGUACCGCAGAAACCUCCAAGACCCCGGUUAAAGUCCACCAGCCACGCGAAGACCCGCGUUUGUACUAUCAAUCUGACGCGUAUCUUAACGAGCAUGUUAGGGAAAAAGUGAAUGAAGAAGUUACUUUCGUGUAUCCUGGCAGACAAGUUGUGCGAGCUGGUGAGCGCGCAGAGCUUUCUCGAAUACAAUCUAAGGACGUGGACACCUUUGCUGCUCAUGACAACAUAUGUGUGAAAUGCCCACAUGACGUAACGUUGGUAGCAAAAGCAUCAUCUGGACGAGUCGUGCUGCAGAGCCCAACACUUCGCGCGUGCUCGGGACGAAAAGCGCCCAGAAAUGCAAGAUUUGUGCACAUGUACGGACCGAGGAUAGGCUCUUUAUUGGAGCAAGGGUCUCACAUGAUCAUUGGGCGAAUAAUGUUCAAAAACAAGAAUCUCCAGUUAUGUAAAAUGCAAGUGCACGUUGUCGCUCAGGGUUGUGCGACACCGAAGCACUUGGUAGCCCAUUGCUGGGACCAGAACAAGCAAUGCAACUUCACUUGUUACAACAAACACCUCGAGCUAAGUGGACUGAUGACGCAAGUAUGCGGCGACGAUAUGAAGUGGAAAGGAGAUCUUCCGGUUUGCAAAGCCAGAACAUGGUGCGAGCUGCCCCCGCCGCCCGAGCGAGGACGCGUCAGCUGCCAAGGCGCUACCGUCGGCAACGGCAACGGACUUGCCGAAGGCUCGCGAUGCCGUGUCAAGUGUAUGCGUGGCUUUAGAAGCUCUCGCGUGACGCCAGUUUGCCGCCGAGGUGCUUGGACGCACGCUCUCGUCUGUCAGCCAAUUCGCAAAAGGAACACCAAGCCAUAAUUACAUAGCGAUGUGCCGGAGCAGCGUGACAACGCACGAGCACGACGUCUACUUUUUU